GCGGAAAUGACGCAUUACAUUAUUUCCGGAUACUUUUGUGUUCCGCUUCCUCUCGCGUCACAUGGCGGGGGAAACCGUAACAAGGUCACCCUCCUUUUCUUAAAGGGGUCAUGUCGCUGUUGGCGCUGUUUCGAUUCCUGCCGCGCGGAAGGUGGAGGGUCCCGCCGCUUCUAACGGCCGCCCAGCGAGACCUGGGCCGGCGCCAUCUCCAAGCAAAGGCGAGGCCUCGACCCGACGGCGGGCGGAACACGCAAACGCCCGACGGCGGAGCCACGCCCCUGGUUGUCAGCCUCGCCCUAUCAGCUUUUUCUCUGUUUUCGGAAGAAGCUGAACAGAAACCCGAGAAAGAUGUCAAAGAAGACAGUGCAGAAGACGAAAUAAUUUUUUUGCUGAAAAAAGCAAAGCUCUGCAUCAUGAAAGGAGAGUUGGAAGAAGCUGAGAGGCUCCUGCACGAAGCGGCUCGACUCUCUCACCAGUCUGACAACAAGAACGGCAUCAUCUACACGUAUGACACGAUGGCAAACCUGGCUUUUCUGCGGGGGCAGCUGGAUCACGCAGAAAAACUCUUCAAGGCAGCCAUGAGCCUCUUGCUGGCUGGAAACAUGAAGCAAGACGACAACGCCAUCAUUGAGAUGUCCCUCAAGCUGGCCAGCAUCUACGCUGCUCAGGAUCAAGUACAGUUGGCACUGGCUGGCUAUCAGUUCUGUAUCCUGACCCUGGAAGAGAAAAUUGCUAAGCAGAAGGGCUUGGCCACUGAUGCUUUACCAGCAGAGGAAGAGCAAAUCGACACACAUCUCCUCCUCGGCCUGAGCUUAGACUCCUACGCCCGUUAUCUGCUGGCGCACAAACAGGCAGCUGCGGCCGAGAGACUGUACGAGCGGGCGUUGCAGAUCUCCACGGAGGUUCAAGGGGAGACGCAUCCUCAGACAAUUGUCUUGAUGAAUGACUUGGCGACUGCUAUAGAUGCUCAAGGGCGGUACGAUGAUGCCUACGCUCGUGUGAAGAGAGCGUCGGAUCUGGCUCAACAGACUGAACACCCGGAAACCUACGUCAUACUGAAUAACCUGGCCGGGAUCCUAAUGCACAAAGAGGACUUUUCCCAGGCCAGACAAGUCUACAAAGAAGCUCUGAAGAGGGCAGAGGAAGCCGGAGAGGGCGCUGUUGUUCAACACAUCCGGAAAGAAUUAACUGAACUCGCCAGGAGGCAGAAGCUGGCAAGAUCAGCAGAAAAUUCAAUAAAGAAAGGCGAUGAAGGAGGAAAAGACUGAGAUUUGCUUUGCCCCGUGCAGCAUCUGUGCAUCGGGCAACUGCUGGGUUGUUGUUUUUGGCACGGCAAGAGCUCCGUCGGCACAGGCGGCAGAGCAAAACUGUUAAGGCUCCAGUGCCUUCCCAGCUGAAGGAGAUUUUCGGUAGGUGGAACCAUGGAAAGCCGGACGACGUUUGUGCUGUGCCCCAGGAGGCUCUUCGAAAAGCUUGUACUUGAAAACGAGGCAAGAGGCAAUAGUUCAGAUCUAGUACCAAAUAAAGUUUGAACUUGAAGAAGAAUUGGAUUUA
Molecule: messenger RNA, 1554 nt
Organism: Sphaerodactylus townsendi
Lineage: Eukaryota; Metazoa; Chordata; Lepidosauria; Squamata; Sphaerodactylidae
Gene: TTC19
Product: tetratricopeptide repeat domain 19
Exons: 10
Coding region: 111-1268 (385 amino acids)
Biological process (GO): mitochondrial respiratory chain complex III assembly
Cellular component (GO): mitochondrial inner membrane
Molecular function (GO): protein binding
Source: RefSeq, a predicted model, not a curated record